CUGCAGCCUUUCUUUGUGUCAGUGGACUCAAUCACACACGAAGGGACAAAACAGAACAGACGACUACACACGCACUAGAUAAACCUCACCUAAGUGUCAGGAUUUUCAAGCUCCUUUUGGAUUUGGGAGCUGUGAGCACUGAGGGCGUCAUUAGAGACAUUUUCAGAAGCAAAAUGGAAACUGUUUUGUUUCUGCUGCCGAGAGGAAUUCAUUAGCUGGGAUUACGGCGACACUUUGACAAGUUGAAGUGAUGCAGACUGGAAAAGUAUGAUGCCGCUUCACCCUCAAUAAUCAAGAUUCAAAUCAAGAACAUGUCUGAGAUGGCUGUCAGCCCUAUAAUCAUCUGCCUCCUAUCACUGAUUGGCUAUGGUUCAUCCCACCCCUCUUCUCCUCCUCGGGGAUGCAGUGAGGAUGUGGACCCUCCGUACAGAGUGCUGUGUGACCUGGAGUCGGUCUGGGGAGUGGUUCUGGAGGCCGUGGCUUGCAGCGGUGGUCUCACCUCUCUGGUAAUCACUGUCCUCCUGCUUGUCAAGCUGCGCUCUAUUUCUGACCCCGCCAGGCGCUCCGGCAUGGGGCCUCUUCUUCUGCUCCUUGGCACGCUUCUCGGCCUUUUCUCCAUCUCUCUGGCUUUCCUGGUGGGGAAGAACCAGGCGCUCUGUGUGGUCCGCAGGGCCUUCUGGGGGCCUCUCUUUGCCCUCUGCUUCUCCAGUUUGCUCGUGCAGGGUGUGAGGCUCAGGAGGCUGGUGGCUGGCAAGACAAGCCCAUCGGGCAGCACCCUGGCAGCGCUUGGCCUGGCCUUGGCCUUGGUUCAGGGCAUCAUCUCUGCUGAAUGGGUCCUGCUGACUGUUGUCAGGGAGGGUCACCCGGCCUGCGAAUAUCCACCUUUGGACUUUGCUCUGACAUGCAGCUACACCCUGGGGCUGCUCCUCAUAGCCAUGGGGCUUUCUCUGGGGGUAGUGCUCUGUGGAGGAGAGUUUGGGGACGAAGGAGGAGGUGGAAAUGAAGAAGACAGAGAAGGAGAGAGUGAAAAACGGAAAUGGAAGUGUAAUGCUGUGUGGCUCUUCCUGUCCAGUCUGGCUUCAGCAUUGCUGUGGGUGGCCUGGCUGGGGUUUUAUCUUUACGGCAGCCAGGCUUUGAGGGGAAAGGGGAAAGGAGAAAGGUUAGGUGGUGGAGGGAAGAAAGAUGUCAAAGUGCUGGAUGAGCCUGCGCUGGCGGUGGCCCUGGUUAUUCAGGGAUGGAUCCUGCUGCUGUUCCAUGCCAUUCCAGAGGCGCACCUGUGUCUCCGAAAUCCUCCACAGUCCAUCACGCAAGAUUUCUUCGACACCAGUCACACGUCCCCUCCUCCACAUUUUGGAGAUGAGCUCCCUGCACGCUCUCACCGACCCUUCCCAGAAAACCAACCAACCUUUUCUAUGGAGGAGCACAGUGCAACUCUCCGGAGUGGAACGUACCACAGCAGCCAAGGGAGUGUGCGUCCUGGCAUAGCCUUCAGAGGUCAUGUGUACCAACCCACUGAGAUGGCUCUGGUCAUGAACGGUGGCACGAUGCCCACAGCCCCAAUUAACUACACUGGACGCCGGUUAUGGUAAUGUCGGACACGGCUUGAAGAGGAUAUAUCUGAGUCACUCUUGUGAUGAGGAAUUUGAUGUUGCCUGACGAGAAGAUGGAAAUAUUAAAGACAUCACAUUGGAUUUGAUAGGAGCUAAAUAUCUUUAAUGUAUUUGUGUUUCUGCUCACGUGUAUGAAUUUGACAUUUUAAAAACAAAUUGUAAUAGUAUUUGUGCUUGAAUUUUCUUGAUUGCCUUUUGAUCAAAUAACUUUAAUCACUGGACAUGAAAUCAAAAGGGAGGGAAGAGAAAGUGUUGUGGCUUCCAUAGUUAAGGACAUUUCCUCCCUAAGUGACUGCGUUUCAGGUGCAAUACUUUGAUGAGAGGUGUAGAAACAGGGCUAAUGUUUAAUGUAUCAAAACUCAGUGUCCAGUGUGACACUGAAUGAGACAGGGGCAGAGUUAUGAUAACAGGAGGAUUUGAAUGUAGUUAAGAGAACAUUUUGCUUGAGCAGUGCUAAUCCAGCGCUGUUACUUGUUACCUUCCUGAUCAUCGGGGUUACUUACUUAGUAAAAAAUGUCCUUCUCUUUCUGUUUGGAAUGAGGCUACACCUAAGAAAGAAACCUGUCAGGACGUUUAUGUAAAUUUCCUGCAUACGCCCACAAAGCUUGCUUGGCCUCAGUGUUUCACACUGAAAAAAGGACUUCCACAGUGUUUCUCUCCUCCAUUCUAUUCUCAGUGCUAUCGGCCGUUUGGUACAUUUCACUGGGCCUCUUGAUAAAUGUCAUGUAUUUAACAGCUAGUGCCGGUGUCUGGGGGAUUUUCAAGUGAUUUAUAAGGUUUAAGAUGAAUCUAUAGGAAAUCUAGUUUUUUUUAUAAGCAUAUCUUAAAAAGCCAUUUAAUACUGCAAUAGCUACUCUGUAGUAUAGGGGUUACUGCUGGAGAAUGUGAUUUUGCACUUUAUUAGCGCUGAUCUUGUCUGGGCAUUGUGAUAUUUGAGAUGCAUGUGGAAGUACAGUUUAAAGGUCCUGUAUUUUUGUCAGAUUUAAUGUAUUUUGAAUGUUUUCUAAAAUUUUGAUAUAUAUUUAUACAUAUAUAUUGGAGAAAAUAACGUUUUUUGUGUUGAGUUUCAAAGCAGAUUAUUGACAGUUGACAAAACAAUCCAAAAUGGAAAAUCAAAAGUGCCCAUAUUUCAGCCAUUUAAAGAUUCGUCAUUUUAAUUUGGGGGUCUACAAUAACAAGUUUACAUGCUGUGAUGGUCAAAGUAUUUAUAUUUGUUACAUACCAUAGAUAUUGCUGCAGUGCCUCUUCUCAUACUCUGUCUGAAAUGCUACAUCUAGCUUUUGGCCCACCUCCCAAAAAGCUCAGUCUGCUCUGAUUGGUCGGCAGGCCAACUCUUUUGAAAUUGGUCAGCCGCUCAUAGUGAUGAGCUGUAAACUCAACUGCAGCAAUGGCAACAAUCAUGUUGAGCCAAGUUAGUAGGCAGAUAAACAUGUUACCUGGUAACACAGGUACUUUACUGUAAACAAGCCAGGAAUGCAACCCAGGAAUUUUAGGCACUUCAGGAGCUAAGUUCUCUGGCAUAGAGGUAAAUACCUUUGCCACAGACUUUGGCCUCUGUAACUUAGAAGACACACUAAAGGAAAGGAACACCUGAAAAGGAUAUUAUGGCCAUUUUAAAUAUCUACAAUUUAAUGACAAAGGGUAAAUCCUAUCUGCAGAGGAAGGUCAUGUGAUACGUUUUAAAGUUUGGUCAAAUUUGCUAAAUAGACCUUGAGUUUGGGAUGUUUUGUCAAGAAGUGUCAGUGUGUUUUCCCUGAAAUCAUUAACACCAUGAGCUUUUCAGACAAUUUCCUCAAUCUAAUGGCAGCAUCUCACAUGUUUUGGGAUUUAGUAUCUCCUUUCAUUUAAAUUUCUAUCAAAUACAGCGAAAACAUGCCAUUACUGUGACUUUAACUGCAAACGUUUUGUGUUUCUGAUAUUUGCAAAGUUUGGCUAAAAAUCCCUGCAUAUUUGACUGGAGAGUUGCAGUUUCCUUCUUUUGAGCAAGACAAUGCAUAUGGUUACAAUACAAUUUAAAGAGCAGUCACCAUGUUCAUGUUGUGAGCAUUCCUUCUCGCUGUAACACUUUACUGAGUAACCAAGUUGUCAACAACUUUGCUGUUGUGUACAGGCGUGUGCUCUGAUAUUGUAAUUUGAAAAUAUUAUCAUCAAAUAAUUUUAUGUAACAAUCCUAUAAAGCAGAGUUUUAAUUGUGUGAAUAUUCAAAUAUGAAGAAGCACUUGUGUUACUUUUUGGAGAUGCUCAUAUGAUGAUGGCACUGCCACUGUUUUCUGGCAGCAUAAUAUGAAUGUCUGUUAUGUGAUUUGCACAAAGUGGCUAAUACAUCGGUGCACUUCUUCUGUUAA
Molecule: messenger RNA, 3955 nt
Organism: Hippoglossus stenolepis (Pacific halibut)
Lineage: Eukaryota; Metazoa; Chordata; Actinopteri; Pleuronectiformes; Pleuronectidae
Gene: gprc5bb
Product: G protein-coupled receptor, class C, group 5, member Bb
Exons: 5
Coding region: 312-1589 (425 amino acids)
Biological process (GO): G protein-coupled receptor signaling pathway
Cellular component (GO): signaling receptor complex; plasma membrane; intracellular membrane-bounded organelle
Molecular function (GO): protein kinase activator activity; G protein-coupled receptor activity; protein kinase binding
Source: RefSeq, a predicted model, not a curated record